AUGAAGUAUCUUGAGUCAUGUGUGAAGACAAGGUACAUUCUCAGAGGUCAAUUGGCAAAAAUUGCACCGUUGGCAAAUGUCAAUAUCCGAGUCAACAUACCUACAGCUAAAGGUUCUUCACAUGACGACUAUGUUGUUGACAAAGACUUACCAUGGUUGAAGAUUGUAAUUGUCCACAACCACUUCAUGUUGAACGAAAGUCUUACAAACCCAUUCUUUGGUAAAAGUAAGUGCAACAUUGUCAGAGCUGUCAACAUUCUUUUCAAGAAAGGUUUGUUGGAACCAAUUCCAGAUGACAAGCUGACAGAAACUUUUGUACCAAAAGACGAAACAAACUUUUCAUUGUUAGCAAGACCAAAAGUUGUUCCAGACAAAGUUCUAGUACAAAAGAAGUACACGGUUCCACAAGGGGUUGGUAUGUUCAGAUACCAACCUGAACCAGAAGAACUUCCAAUGAGGUUGCAAGAACUUCAAGAUGCUAUAAACAAACUUCCAUUGAGACAUCCAAUUGACGUCAAAUUAUAUUGGAGAGCAUCUGAGUUAGGUCAGAAGGUUUUAUAUGAAACAGGUUGCUUCGACGAUGUUUAUGAGAUAACAGGAGAAGUUUCUCAGAAGAUAAGAGACUCACUUGAAUUUCCACAAACUGGACCAAUUGGUUGCAACAAGUUCGACUCAGAUGAAAAGAUAUACUAUGUCGACCUUAACGCUGCAUACAUGAGGUUUGUCCAAUAUAUUCCGACUGGAAUUCCAAACGAAGAUGGUGAGUUCCCGGGAAGGAACUAUACAGUUGGAAAAGUCAUACAACAACUGUAUGAUAUUAGGAAAGCUUCAAACCCCAAACUUGCAAUGACACUCAAAUUGCUUAUGAAUUCGACAUGGGGAUAUUC
Messenger RNA from Trichomonas vaginalis G3, 887 nucleotides. RefSeq lists its product as uncharacterized. The transcript has a single exon. The annotation marks the transcript as partial. NCBI's taxonomy places the organism in Eukaryota, Parabasalia, Trichomonadida, Trichomonadidae. The record is from RefSeq and is a predicted model, not a curated record.